Molecule: messenger RNA, 2095 nt
Organism: Brachypodium distachyon (stiff brome)
Lineage: Eukaryota; Viridiplantae; Streptophyta; Magnoliopsida; Poales; Poaceae
Product: tubulin gamma-2 chain
Exons: 12
Coding region: 233-1642 (469 amino acids)
Biological process (GO): cytoplasmic microtubule organization; microtubule nucleation; mitotic spindle organization
Cellular component (GO): cytoplasm; spindle; centrosome
Molecular function (GO): structural constituent of cytoskeleton; GTP binding
Source: RefSeq, a predicted model, not a curated record
CCCCUUCCUUUGUCCGUCUCGUUUCGUCACCUCCCGCUUCCAUCCCCACCAGCGACUCUACUCUACAGUACUUCUCGCAGUGGGUGGGCGGGUUCAACCCUUGCGCCCAAGCGAAGCAACCCCCAAAACCCUAUCCCGCCGCCGGCCGAGCUCCCUUCCCUCCUCCGCCGCGCCCCCGAGGAGUGGUUAGCCCUAACCCUAGCACCCGCCGCCGGAGCAAGGGGACGACGAGAUGCCGCGCGAGAUCAUCACGAUACAGGUGGGGCAAUGCGGGAACCAGAUCGGGAUGGAGUUCUGGAAGCAGCUCUGCCUCGAGCACGGGAUCGGCAAGGACGGCCUCCUCGAGGACUUCGCCACCCAGGGAGGAGACAGGAAGGAUGUUUUCUUCUACCAGGCGGAUGAUCAGCACUACAUACCCAGGGCUCUUCUUAUGGAUCUAGAGCCAAGAGUGAUCAAUGGAAUACAGAACAGUGAGUACAGGAACCUAUACAAUCACGAGAACAUAUUUUUGUCUGAGCAUGGUGGUGGUGCUGGAAACAACUGGGCCAGUGGAUAUCACCAGGGUGAACAAGUUGUUGACGACAUCAUGGACAUGGUAGAUAGAGAAGCAGAUGGAAGUGAUAGCCUUGAGGGUUUUGUUCUAUGUCACUCCAUUGCUGGUGGAACCGGUUCAGGUAUGGGUUCUUAUCUGCUGGAGACCCUAAAUGAUCGAUACAGUAAAAAGCUUGUGCAGACAUAUAGUGUCUUUCCAAAUCAGAUGGAAACAAGUGAUGUUGUUGUGCAACCAUACAACUCGCUUUUAACUCUGAAGCGUCUGACACUGAAUGCUGACUGUGUGGUUGUUCUUGACAAUACGGCUCUAAACAGAAUUGCUGUGGAACGUCUUCAUUUGGCAAAUCCUACUUUUGCACAAACAAACUCUUUGGUCUCCACGGUUAUGUCUGCAAGUACAACCACCUUGAGGUAUCCUGGAUAUAUGAACAAUGAUCUGGCUGGCCUUCUUGCCUCCUUGAUCCCUACUCCAAGGUGUCAUUUUCUUAUGACAGGUUAUACCCCACUGACUGUUGAACGCCAGGUUAACAUGAUACGCAAGACCACUGUAUUAGAUGUUAUGCGACGCCUUCUGCAGACAAAGAAUAUAAUGGUGUCGUCGUACGCUCGAACCAAGGAAGCUAGCCAGGCUAAAUACAUCUCCAUACUUAACAUCAUUCAAGGAGAAGUUGACCCAACACAGGUCCAUGAGAGCCUACAAAGGAUACGUGAAAGGAAGCUUGUUAACUUCGUAGAGUGGGGGCCUGCAAGUAUUCAGGUUGCUUUGUCAAGAAAAUCUCCAUAUGUUCAAACCACUCACAGGGUUAGUGGUUUGAUGUUGGCAAAUCAUACUAGUAUUCGCCACUUAUUCAGCAAAUGUCUAGGGCAGUACGAAAAGCUGAGGAAAAAGCAAGCCUUCCUUGACAACUACAGAAAGUUCCCAAUGUUUGAGGACAAUGAUCUCUCAGAAUUUGAUGAGUCUCGAGAAAUUAUAGAGGGCCUGGUUGAUGAAUACAAGGCUUGCGAGUCACCUGACUACAUCAAAUGGGGAAUGGAGGACCUUGGAGAGGCAAAUGUUGCGGCCGCACUUGAUUCAAAAUUAGUUGUGUAAACAAAGGUCCUGCUGGUUAUCCAGAGAUGCAACUGCGGCUGUCCGAUGGUCAUCAGUUGGAUGCCAGCUGCUCAAACUCAACCCCAUCCCAUCGUAUUGCUAGUGUGGUCCUGAAGUGGUUGAUGCAGUUCUCUAUUUCCAUAGACUGUUGCCAUCUUGUGUUAGCCCGUGUGCCAUGUAUAUUUCGAAAUCCUCUGCAGCUUAGUUUUUGUGCCGUUCUGACGUUCUGUUUUGCAUGUAUAAUUUCUUUGGUGGUGAUGUUUUACGUGCUUUGUAUGCCCAUAGGUUUUCCGCUGAGUUAUCGUGUAUGCAAUCUUUAUUGGUGAGUGUGUUGCUGAUAGGUUUUCUAAUGAGUUAACCGUAAAGAGCUACUCACUCCGAUCCUAAAUUGUUGUCGAAAUAUUAUAUGUAUCUAGACACUUUUAAGAAUAGAUACAUCCAUAUUUGGACAAA